Messenger RNA from Castor canadensis (American beaver), 4424 nucleotides. The record is from RefSeq and is a predicted model, not a curated record. Lineage: Eukaryota; Metazoa; Chordata; Mammalia; Rodentia; Castoridae.
GGCGGCGGCGCGGGUCUCCCCGGCGGCGUCCGCGGCGCGCUGGGAAUCCGCUGCGGAGUGAGUUCGCCUCGCCCCGUUCGCUUCCAUCCCUUUCUCCCGUCGGCUCUGGAUCCCGAGCGGGGUGUGGCGAAGUGACCACACCCCUGUGGCUCCACCUCUUUCUCCCUGUAUUUCCCCGAAUCUUGUCCCAGCCCGGGGAGGCUCCGGCUUGCGCUGCAGCCUCUGGGAGCGGGACCCGGGACCGGCCUGCCCUUUUCCGAGGAAGUGAAGGCGGGAAGGAACAGUACUGGAAGGGAACGAGGUCUUCCCAGCGGGUGCCUGGCCCCUUUUGAGUGGCUUUGUUCUUUCAGCUUGUAAUAGAGACGUGCCUGGCCUGGAGCCCAGGUCUGGUCCUUGCAUGCUGUGUGACCUUGGGCGAGUCACUCCCCCUCUCUGGGCUUUAGUUUUCCCUAUUUAAAGCUUACUCCAAUGCAAAAAAAUCUAAUUUUGGAGAAAAACUAACGCAAUUACAAUACCGGCCUGGUUACUGAGGCCGCUUAGCCAAGAUGACCCGGAGUUGACCGAACUUUCCUCCUUCAAUCAUGGGUGAAACAGGGCGACCUGUUUAUUGGAUCGCUUUUAUUCCUUUGCCAUUGGUUACAAACUGCAUGACUCAGGGUUCCUGGAUAUUUUUCUAGAAUUGUCUUGGGGUCCUUGACCUAGUUCCCAGACAUCGUUUUAAAAACGUGAGACAGGGUGAGUGAGCUUGUGGAAACAGUUGCUGUCUCGCUGCUACUGAGGCUUUCUUUCCUUUAAUCCAGAUGGUGUGGUGGCUCGAUUCUCCCAGUGCCUGGCUGAGUUUCGGACGUGGUUAAGAACCAACUGGUUGAGGUUCAAUGCAGACAAGACGGAUGUGAUGCUGUGUUGGACAACUGCUAAUGGGCCAAUAAUUUCCAGAAUUUGGGUGAGAUAUAACAUCAGCAAUUAGAAAAUGUGCAUCAGAUGUUUAUGUUUAAUUGGUUUACAGACUGUCUGUGGACUCUUUUCCUGUCAAAUUACCAGCCAUCUGUUGAGUCUUCGAGUCCAGGAGGUUCAGCAGCAUCAGAUGACCAUGAAUUUGAUCCAUCAGCUGACAUGCUGGUUCAUGAUUUUGAUGAUGAACGAACAUUAGAAGAGGAAGAAAUGAUGGAAGGAGAAACAAACUUCAGUUCUGAAAUAGAGGAUCUUGCAAGGGAAGGCGACAUGCCAAUUCAUGAACUUCUCAGCCUUUAUGGUUAUGAUAGUACUGUUCGACUACCUGAAGAAGAUGAGGAGGAAGAAGAGGAGGAAGAAGAAGGUGAAGAUGACGAAGAUGCUGACAAUGAUGAUAACAGCGGCUGUAGUGGGGAAAAUAAAGAAGAGAACAUAAAGGAUUCAUCAGGUCAGGAGGAUGAAACUCAGUCUUCCAACGAUGAUCCGUCACAAUCUGUUGCUUCUCAGGAUGCUCAAGAAAUUAUCCGCCCACGUCGAUGUAAAUAUUUUGAUACAAAUAGUGAAAUAGAAGAAGAAUCUGAAGAAGAUGAAGAUUAUAUUCCAUCAGAAGAUUGGAAAAAGGAGAUUAUGGUGGGGUCCAUGUAUCAAGCAGAGAUUCCAGUUGGCAUUUGUAGAUACAAAGAAAAUGAAAAAGUAUAUGAAAAUGAUGAUCAGCUCCUGUGGGACCCUGAAUACUUACCAGAAGAUAAAGUCAUUGUGUUUCUUAAGGAUGCAUCUAGAAGAACUGGUGAUGAGAAAGGUGUAGAAGCAAUUCCCGAAGGAUCUCAUAUAAAAGACAAUGAACAGGCUUUAUAUGAAUUGGUUAAAUGCAAUUUCGAUACAGAAGAAGCACUGAGAAGAUUAAGAUUUAAUGUAAAAGCAGCUAGAGAGGAAUUAUCUGUUUGGACAGAGGAAGAGUGUAGAAAUUUUGAACAAGGGCUGAAGGCCUAUGGAAAAGAUUUUCACUUAAUUCAGGCUAAUAAAGUGAGAACACGGUCAGUGGGUGAGUGUGUAGCAUUCUACUACAUGUGGAAAAAAUCUGAACGUUAUGAUUUCUUUGCUCAGCAAACACGAUUUGGAAAAAAGAAAUACAAUCUUCAUCCUGGUGUAACGGAUUACAUGGAUCGUCUUCUUGAUGAAAGUGAAAGCGCUGCUUCUAGUCGAGCACCAUCCCCUCCCCCAACUGCCUCAAACAGUAGUAACAGCCAGUCUGAGAAAGAAGAUGGCACUAUAAGCAAUAAUAAUCAAAAUGGAGUGUCAUCUAAUGGACCAGGUGAAAUAUUAAACAAAGAAGAAAUAAAGGUUGAAGGGUUACAUGUUAACGGACCAACAGGUGGAAAUAAGAAACCACUUCAUGCAGAUAUGGAUACUAAUGGUUAUGAAACAGAUAACCUUACCACUGACCCAAAACUUGGCCAUAUGACUGCAAGACAUGAAAAUGAUUUUGAUGAAAAAAGUGAAAGACCUGCCAAAAGACGAAGAGUAAACAGCAGUGGAAAAGAAAGUCCUGGUUCCUCUGAAUUUUUCCAAGAAACAGUCUCACACGGAAAAUUUGAAGGACUUGAAAACACAGAUGACUAAAUUUUACAACUGUUUUACUUUCUUUGGAGUAAAUUCUGAUAUGACUACAAUUUUCAGGGUUGAUGGGUUAACCUUAAAAAAAUUGAUUUUCUUGAAGCAGUGGGUAAAAAUUCAAAAAUUUGAUUUGAGUCCUAACUUCAGGAAAUAAGACUUAGUAAUUCUACUUUUGCAGGUUCUUUUACUUUAAAACUGUCAAAGACCCUUUUAACAAGAUAAAAACUGGCUCAGUAAAUUUAAUCUAAAGACAUAUCUGUACCUUCUCAUUUGAGGUAUUAAUUAUUAAAAUUCACUACAAGGUAAUUUUUCCUUAGUGUGAUAUGGAGGAAUUUCAAAAAUCAAGUUCACAUUUCUCCUUUAACACCAGUUUUUCUGAUUUUCUUGAAAUGUCUUUACAGGAGACAUUUUUCUCUCCAUACAAAUUGAGUGUCAUUAUUAAGGAAACCCUUAUGAAUCCUGAAAGUUAUGCUAGCAUGAUUUUUUUAUAUAUAGAAGUUUUAAAAUAAACCAAGUCAGGUUUGUAUAUGUAAAAUUGUUGACAUCAAUGAUGUCUUUCCAUAUUCUUAUCUGGGCUUAAGAAAUACAUUCUGUAUUUUUCCAGAUUCUUUGUAGCCUUUGAAAGAUUUUUACAGUACAUAUGUCUUGACUGAGCUGUCCUUUCUUAAUACAAAAGCUUGUAUAAUUUUCUUAACUUGUACAGUUGGUAAACUUUUAUGAGAGGAAUUGAUAUUCUAAGUCUGUCAGCUUUCAUUUUAUUUUGCUAAGGUUUUUCUAAUGAAUUUUUAAGUGUUUGUGUAGUUAACUAAGUCAUGUUUCUUAUCCAGGUGGUAAAAGCAUUCAUAAAGGAUUAUGAAAAUUUGUUUUUCAAAUUUCUACUUAAGAAUAAAUAGUUUGAAAAUUCUGAAAUUAAGCAUGAUACUUAGAUUGGCUCAGUUUGUUUUGCAUUUGCUAUAAUUUUCAAAAUUAUUUUUAAGCAAAACAAAGGUUUGUUGUCAGCUUAAGUGCUUAAAUGUGUUGCGCUGACUAGAAUCCUGUUCAGUUGUUUUUUAUGCAUUGUAAUAUUUCCCAUUAAAUCAACAGAAGGGGAAAGGUCAAGUGAUAUUUAGAUAUUGGCACACCCAAGUAAAAACUGUUGGCAGACAACAGUAAUUGAUUUUAUCAGGAGAAAGUGAUGGAGUUUGAGGAGUUUUCAGACUUUUCCAGGUAUAAGCCAGUUUUUCAGAUUUGGUAAUGUUUUUUCAAAAAUGAAAAUCAUUGCUGUGUGUGAAUAGGAUUAUCCAUGUUUAUAGCCUUGUGUUAAGGGUGCCAUUUUAUUUUUAGUGCAAAAUUCUUGUUAAAAAGUGUAGUUUUAUACAGCUGAUAGACCAACCUAUAUCCAAACUUUUAUAAAAGAUUAUUAACUAUUCUUUUCUUAAACAGGCAUAACUCCAAAUGCUUCUUCUAAUUCAUUUUCAGCCAUCAGUUCAAGAGCCAAUGCCUUUUUAAAAGAAAUCUGUGGUCUUGUUUUUAAGGGCGCAGCUGUCUAAUGUUGAUGGAGUAGAGGCACUGAGGAAUGAUCAUGUAGGCCUUCACCCCACAAAGUAUUACCAUCACAUUUGUUCAGACUGCCCCCUUCUCAAACAGUGUUAAAAGCCACUUUACAACACUUGACUUCAUGUAGUGUCCUUUCACUCUUGUUACAUAAUUAUCCAAGUAAAUCAUUUAAGUUUUGAGUGGAAGUGUUGGGAAGCAUGAGUUUUUCGUUUUUAUUUUACUUAAAACAUUAAUUUAUCCAGAAUGGCAGUAGCUUUAGCAUAUGGUCCCAAUCCAUAUAAUCCAGGUGUUUUUUUUUUUUAAAUUGAUUUUGCUUUGGUUUU